Molecule: messenger RNA, 6902 nt
Organism: Paramecium tetraurelia
Lineage: Eukaryota; Ciliophora; Oligohymenophorea; Peniculida; Parameciidae
Exons: 7
Biological process (GO): intracellular signal transduction; cyclic nucleotide biosynthetic process; phospholipid translocation
Cellular component (GO): plasma membrane
Molecular function (GO): ATPase-coupled intramembrane lipid carrier activity; nucleotide binding
Source: RefSeq, a predicted model, not a curated record
AUGUUUUAUAGUAACGAAAGAGCUGAGAAAUUGGUGGAAUGGUUUCGAUAAUUCAUUCAAAAUUUCUAUUCUUAGAAUGCACAAAUGAUCACGAUGGAAAUGAACAAAGGCAUUUUGACUCUUUUGAGUGUACCUCAAGAACAGAAUGUGUUUUGUUCCCAAGAGUAUACAGUAGUAAAUUUCAUACCAAAAACAUUGUUACGUUGUUUUAUGAGAAUCAGCAAUGUAUUCCUACUUGUGAUUUCAUUGAUAAUGAUCAUAAAUCCAUCCUUGUCUCCAUACUAUAUUUGGAUGAUAAUAGUGUAAAUUGCAGCUGGAGCCAUCGUGUUUAUUUGCAAUGAGGCCUUAUGUGAUUGGUAAAGAAGAAACUCAGACAAAUUGGUGAAUCAGCAAUUUACAAAGAAAGGAGGUCGAAAUGGUGUGAUAGAGGAGAUCAAAUGGUAAGACAUUAAUAUAGGGGAUGUUCUGAUACUAAAUAAAGGGGAUAUGGUGCCAGCCGAUAUUAUCGUCUUGGACACUGGAUAGGUGAGAGAUCGAGAAGCAGUUUGCAUGGUAGAUUCGUCUUAUUGUGAUGGAAAGAGCACAUUCACAAAAAAGAAGAGUUGUUAUUUGACUUAAUUAAUCGUAUUAAGAACUAGACAGAAAUCUUAGUUUGCUGAAUAUAGAAAAUUAUUAACUGGUCGAUUAGAAUAUGAAGUACCCAAUAGACAUUCAAAUAUUUUCAGAGGGAGAUUGAAAUUGAAGAAGGAUCCCAAGGUUGAAUUUUUGUCUAUUGAGAAUCUCAUACUUUAAGGAUCAACUAUAAAACAGACAUCAUGGUUAUUUGGAUUAGUUGUAUAUGUUGGUUCUAAAACAAAGAACUCUAUGAGUUCAAAAAGAAAUAAGGCUAAAUGCUCUCAUGAAGAAAAUCUUAUUGAUUUCAUAUCAUUGUGUAUGAUAACGUUAAUUCUAUUUUUCUGUUUAAUAUCAAUAAUAGUGCUGUUAGCUAGAUCAGAUGACCUAACCUUUGCAUUGAGGAUUGAUAAGAACACAUAAAAUGGGAUGAAGAUAUUCAACCUUCUCAUUCUGUAUAGUUAAUUCAUACCAGCGAAUAUUUUCAUGAUUUUAGAUUUAAUCAAUAUAGUAAACAAGAUCAAAUUCAAAUUACAAAGACCUCAAACCUUUUCUGAAUUGGGUUCUUUGGAUUAUAUGUUAUUGGAUAAGACUGGCACUAUUACUACAUCAUAUUAUAAAUUAGAUAAUUUUUAAUUCGGAUCACAAGUAUUCAACCUGAAUCAUGAUUAACUCUUCAAUCAAUUAACCAAGAAUAAAAGGAGUGAUGAGGAAGAAGACGUUGUCAAAUUUGCAUCCAUCUUUGAUCAAGAAUACUAUAUACCCAUGGAAUAUGAUACAGUCAAUCGUAAGACUAGUCAAGUGAUUGAUCUAAUGCCAAACAUCAAUAAAAAAGUGUUAAAAUCAGUUACAACUGAUAAUAAUCAAUAAAUCUUUAAUUAGAUUCUUGAAUAACAAUAUCAAUUACAACCAAACAGUGUGAGAAGUCAAGAUUUUCAUGACAUGGUUAGUCUGCGUAAAUCAAUGCUAUUCUAACAUAAGAAGAGAAAUUUAUUGCAUCAACAUUAAUCUUUGAUGAGCAACAAUAAUGACGAAUUUCUACAAAUGAUCAAUCAAUAUAAACAUAAGUCUCCACAAUUAGAAUAUGCUGAAUUGCAAAAUGAAAAUGCUCUCUAUUAUGAUUGCUUCAUGAAAUGUCUCAUCUUGUGCCAUGAGGCCAGACCAGUGUAUUUGAAUGAUGUCUAAUAUGAAUCAUUUUCUAAGAAUGAGGAGAUCGCAUUAGGAUUUGCUAGAUUAUGUGGUUAUUAAUUAGAAUCCUUUAAUAAAUUUGAUUGUCCUGAUGCUUAUCUAUGUAAAAUAAGAAAUCAAAAAAUCUAAUAUGACAUUUUGGGAUUAAAUUAAUAUACUGAAAAUCGAAAUGUUAAUUCAAUUGUUGUCUAAUCCUAAAAGAGUGGAGAUAUUGGAGAUUGGGAUCCCUGUGCAAUAUCUCAUCUGAGUGGUGAAGGCUCCAAGAAUAAGUCCUUACUCAUUUGCAAAGGCGACUAUGAUGCCAUCAAAACCAAAUUGCAAUUGACUCCAAAAGAGAAAGAAGAAUUAGAAUAACACAUUUAAAUUUUAAAAAUGAGAGGAGUUAGAAUGAUUCUCUAUGGAACUAGAGUACUGAAUGAAAAAGAAACAGAAGAAUAUAAAAAACAGUUCAAUUUAUUAAAAAACUCUCUUACCAACCAGGAUGAAUAAUUAGAAUAAUUGGCCAUACAAUACGAAUAGCAAUUAUCCAUUAUAGGCAUGAUUGGGUUUAAGGAAGAAUUAAAAUAAGAUGCGCAUGAGUUUAUCCAAUCUAUCAAAAGCUAAAAUAUACAUAUAUGGCUUUUAAGUGGGGAUCAAGAGGCACAAACCAUCAGUUGCGCUUAAGCCUUAUAAAUAAAUGAAUCCAUUUACAACAAAUAUCUUCAGAUAUCGUAAACAGAAAACGAAAAGAUAUGGUUUCAAUUAAACACUUGCAUAGGCAUCAUUUAAUCAGAAAUGGUCAAAUAAUAGUUGUGCAAUGAAGAUUUCAAUACUCUUAUCAAUUCAAGCAAUACCAUUUAUGAUGGAAUAAAUUACCAAAAGAUGCUCAAAUUUACACUUUUAGUUAAUGGAAAUGCUCUAAGUAUAAUCUAAGGUGAUAAUGAUUUAUUGAGUCAUUUUAGAUUUUUGGCAGGAAUAUGCAAAAAUGUUAUUGGGUAUAAUAUGAAUUAACAACAUAAAGAGAUGAUGUGCAAAAUCAUUAGAAAUUCACUUAAUAAGCAUGUGAUUGCUGUAGGAGAUGGAUUCAAUGAUCAAUUAAUGAUGCAAUAUUCUAAUAUUUCUGUUGAGGUUAUUAAUAAUAAGAAUAAGCAAUCAAUUAUAAAUACAGGUGAUAUAAAAGUCUAAUAUUUGGGUGAAAUUAAGGAACUUCUAUUAUAAGGUAAGAUUUAUUAGGAAAAAUUGCAUCAUUUAAUUAUGUAUUGUUUCUAUGCUUCAGGAUUAAUAGGGAUGUCAUUAUUCUUUUUUAAUUGGUUCUGCUAUUUCACAUCAACCAGUCUCCAUGGAAGUCUUACUUUAUUUUUGUAUAUACAAAUAUUUAUUGGAAUAAAUGCACUUUUAAUUGGACUAUUCUCUAGAUAGACUUCAUAUUACAUUAAUCAACUUUACCCUUCACUCUAUAUUGAUGGCCAGAUUAGAAUAAAAAUCAUUUGGAAAUUGUUUUUGUUGAACAUUAUGGAAUCCUUUCUAACUUCAGCAGCUGUAUUUUACAUGAUCCUUUACUAAUUCAACUAUGCAAUGAAUGACAAAGGAUAAAUUAUUGGCUUAACAAUGAAUUCUUUAGGCAUUAUAUAUUGUUUUAUCAUCGUUAUAACCUUUAGAGUAUUCUAGGUAUUGAAUUCCUUCGGGAAAUUAAUGUAGCUGAAAUUGGUCAUUAUUCUUGUUUUAAUAGUCAUCCUUUCAGAUGAAUACAAAAAUGAAACAUAUCAAAUUUUUACACGCUAUUAGUGCAUCAUUUCUAUGAUAAUCUCAUUAAUCUUAUCAUUUACUAUUAAAUACAUAUUUUAAGAUAUUAUUCGAUUGAGGAUUUUCCCUAGCGUAUAUGAAUAGAUGGCAUUUCGAUAUGAAUUGGAUAAUGAGUCAAUCAACAGUUAGUAAAUAAUCAAUCAGCAUUUGGAUUAAUAGAUAAACAUUUCGCAAAUCAUAUCUCAAGUAUUCAAAGAUUGUAAAGUCUUAUCCCCCUACAUUUAAGAAAUAUUGAACCCUGGUGAUACAAAAAUCACUGAAAUGAGAUUAUCUAAGUUGACUCUCAAAAUAAAUGACCUAAUCGUGGAACAAAAGUUUCUUUCUAUUAAACUGCAAGAAUCACUAAAUUCUUAUAGAUUAUUUCUUAUUUUAUUGUUAAUCUACUUUGGAAUUUAUUGUUUAAUCGAUUAUUUCAUAAAUCUUUAACAAAUCCGAACUGGUGCACUUUAUUUAUGCCUCUUCUGCAUUUUUGCUAUUAUCAUCAUAUACGUAAUGAGCAAGCACUUGCAAUAAAAUUACUAUACACAUUCACACAUGAUCUUUAUUGUGUUUUAUAUCAUAAAGAUAUCCUUGGAUUGGCUGAGUGAUGAUUUAAGUUUCAUUAUGUCAUCAGUAUUAGUAGCAUUAUUUACAACCAAUAACACUAUGAACAUCAACAUCAUACCAAUUUUUGCAUAUAAUAUCGUUUAUAUCAUUCAAUUAAUAGCAAGAAUCAUCUUGGUUCUCAUUGCUGAUUCAUCCUUAUCUACUUAAGGCUAUUAUAAUCAUACUAGGGUUGUGAUUUAUGGAUCUAGUACCUCGAUUAUUUUGAUGUUAAGUCUAACAUUCAGUUUACUCUACACAUUAUACAAGACAAUAUAACGUCGAAGAACUGAUUUCUUAGCCAAGUAUUAUAUUGAAUAAGACAACUUGGCUGCCAAUGACAUUCUUUCCAUCUUAGUACCAAAAUUUGUUCGCAAUCAGAUCCAACUUGGCAGUUUACAUAUGCAGGAAGCCUAAAAUGAUGUGUCUAUACUAUUUUGCUAUGUUUGUGAUUUCGAUUCUAUAAUGAAGGAAGAGGGAAGAAAUGUUGUAUUGAUGUUGGACUCUUUGUUCCGAAUCUUUGAUAAUUUAUGCUUAUAACAUGGAGUUUAAAAGAUAGAAACUGUUGGUUAUACAUAUAUGGCAGCCACUGGUAUUAAGGCUUCUGAAAUUAAUAUCUCGCCUCACAUGUUAAAAACAGAAAAAACCAUGAGACUUGUCAAUAUGGCAUUCGAUAUGAUGGAACAAAUUCAAGGAAGGCAAUAUGGCAAAGGAAAUUAAAUUGAAAUGAAAAUUGGUAUCCAUGUGGGGAGAGUUAUUGCAGGUCUCAUUGGGCAUCAUAAGCCCCAAUUUUCUUUGAUAGGUGAUCCAGUCAAUUAAACUAGUAGGGUUGGUUCUACUGGAGAUGUUGGUGCAAUCACACUUUCUGCAGAAGCAUUUAAAUAAGCCAAACAGGGAAUAAAAUACUAUAAUAAAAAAUAAAAGGAAGCAAAAGGAUUGGGAUUGAUUGAUACAUAUUAAGUAUUUAAAAUUAAGCCAAACAAUUAUCAAAUACCAAUCAAUUAAUUAAGAUGGUAAUAAAUAGCAAAAUUGGUCAUAAAAUAAUAGAAACUUAAGAGAAACCUAGCAGGGGCAGUUCAAAAAGAAAGCAUUUUAUAAAAGAUUUAAAACUCAUUAAAUAAUUUGCAUGAUAAUAGCUGGGGUAGUUAAAAGAUUUCUAAUUCACCAAAAACAUAAUUUGCAUAAUCUCUAUUAAAUGUUCCUUCUUUGCCUGACCAACGCAGGCAUAGUUAAUUAGAUACUAUUCCCAUAUAAAGUUUAGCAAUUUUAGAUAGUGAGGAGACUUAAAUACAUGAUCAGUAGCACGUAUAAGAUGAUGAAAAUAAAUAUAAAGGGUUAUUAAAGCCUAACAUACUUUUAAUGAUUCCUGAGAGCUAAAACCUAAUUAAGAAUGGUUUUUAUAAUAUACAUUAUGAACAACAAUAAUACGAAAGUUAUUUUGCUUUGUUGACACUAUGGAUCAUCUUUUUCGUAAUAACAUUACUUAGCAUUAUUAUAAGAGAAUUUUUUGGUUAAUCAUACGACAUAUUUUUUAUAAGAUCUUUGUUCUUGUUUUGCUUAAUAUUUUUGUUACCAAUUAUUAAAUAAACCUAUAAAAAUAUCUACAUAAAUUGGAUCUUUUAUGUUGUUUUUUUAUAUGGAUAAUUUGCAGUUAUCUAUGGAACAUUCUUAGCUAAUAACAAGUUAGUUACGAUAAUUUCAAUGGUUGAAUUGGUAUAUUUAGUUGUAGUCGUUUGUUCUUUGAAGAUAUUCACUUUUGUUUAAAUCCUAGUGUUCAUGAUAUUGGUUUUCACAUCCUUUUUAGCCCUCUCUAUCAACAAUAAUUCACUGACCCAUUAAUACAUUUUUUAUAUAUUGUCCUCUUUGGUUUUAUGUCUAAUUGGAUAUUAUAAGGGAAUGUCCGAAUUAAUAGAAAUGUAUAAUAAUCUUUAGCUGAAUGAACAAAGGAAGGCCAAAUAGAUAUCAUUAGUAAGUUAGCUCUUACCUACACAUUCGUAUUUGAAGAUGAAAAAUAACACUCUCUAUAAUAGAUCAGAAUUUAUUGAUGAUUUAGAUGAUGUGACUUUAUUAUUUGCAGAUAUAAAAGGAUUUACUGAAUAUUCUCACACCUAAACCCCUGAAGGAGUUGUCACGAUGUUAAGAAAUCUCUUCACAGAGUUUGAUAAAUUAUGUUUACAAUAUAAUGUAUACAAAAUGUACACAAUUGGCGAUUGUUAUGUUGUUAUGGGAUUUUAAUAGGCUACCAAAAGAAAUCCAAUUUAAGAGGCCAUUAACACAGUUAAGAUGGGUUUUUCUAUGAUUGAAAUAAUAAUGGAGGUGAGAAAAUUAAUUGAUUUUCCUCUUUUAAAUAUGAGGAUUGGUAUUCAUACAGGGUCUAUAAUUGGGGGGAUUAUUGGAACUGAUAUUGUUCGUUAUGAUAUAUAUGGAUAGGAUGUCAGUAUAGCUAAUAAAAUGGAGAGCUCAGGAAGCGAAGGGCAUGUGUAAAUAUCAGAGACAACUAAAUUAAUGAUAGAGAGGGCUGAGAGAAAUCCUUUUGUGUUUUAAUUCAAACAAAAUGUUGAAUUGGCUAAAUUCAAUACUUCUAUUAAUGGGUACAUAGUAGAAUGGGAAAGGAAAAAUAGAGAUAGAGGGGAGAGCCACUUUAGAAGUGAACCUUACAUAACAAGAGAUAAAAUGCAAAGUCAAAAUUUAUGAGCUAUUAAAUUUGUUGACAAAUAAUUAAUUUACAAACAUUAAUA